AUGGCACAAAUCACGACGGUGCUCAUCUGUGCGGCUUUUCUCGUUGCCACCACGAUGACCGCGUCGGCUAUCAACAAGCAGUGUCGAGAGCUUCUGCAGUGCUCGAUACAAAAGAAAUGUGUCAAUCUCCCUGCCCUCAAAAAAUAUCUCGACAACCAAACGAUUUCAUCAAAGAUGUACGAUGCCAUUGACAAGUACACCGAUUAUGGAUGUAUUUUCACGACAGGUUGUCAAGAUGAAUGCAACGAUUGCCCGCUAUGUCUGACGUCAAAGUUGCAGAUCGUAGAUAUUUUGUCUGGCGAAAAAUCGUCUAACGAAUGUCCUGCUUUAAUGGAUUGUGCUCUUAAAUGUGUUGCCGAGUCGAAUCAAGACAUAUUCGAGAUCAACAAAUGCCUCCGUGUGGAUUGCGCAUUCCAUUGCUUCGACGGAUCGUGCCCGAAAUGUUCAGGAUUCAUCACAAGAGUUUUCAAUCAAAUGUGCGCGGCCGGCAAUUUCCGGCAUCUCGUCAGAAAUUUCACGGGACCCUGCUACGAGAUGUUCCGCGAAAUCGUUCAUUCGAAAUUUGCUGACCGAUUCGCUAAACUUGACAUUCCCAAGAAAUCUGGCGCCUAA
Molecule: messenger RNA, 612 nt
Organism: Caenorhabditis bovis
Lineage: Eukaryota; Metazoa; Nematoda; Chromadorea; Rhabditida; Rhabditidae
Source: the annotation of a GenBank genome assembly